Triplophysa rosa is the source of this 3240-nucleotide messenger RNA. It is a transcript of the gene pla2g4ab, whose product is annotated as phospholipase A2, group IVAb (cytosolic, calcium-dependent). The transcript is spliced from 18 exons. The record is from RefSeq and is a predicted model, not a curated record. Gene Ontology annotation, biological process: glycerophospholipid catabolic process. Bases 250 to 2445 code for a protein of 731 amino acids. Gene Ontology annotation, cellular component: Golgi apparatus; nucleus; cytosol. NCBI's taxonomy places the organism in Eukaryota, Metazoa, Chordata, Actinopteri, Cypriniformes, Nemacheilidae. Gene Ontology annotation, molecular function: calcium-dependent phospholipid binding; calcium ion binding.
AGGAAGCCGUUUAGCACCUCCUCCCCUUCUCAAAAUGAUGGUCCGACUGAAGCGCGCGAGGAAAUACAACUAUUUAUAUUUUUACCGGAUUAUAGACUUGGUGUGCACUUCAGCCCAGAAUAAGACAUAGGCUGCUGCAAAGUUGGUUACACAGAUAGUAAAUUGUUCACGGCAGAUGUCCAGAAGCACCAGGACAAAGUUCUUCGAAGACGUCCUGCCAGUUUGGUCUAGUUUUGCAGUUAAGCCACCAUGUCACUCACAGAUCAUCAUAUCUUUGUCGAACAGCAAAUCUCACAUAAAUUCAAAGUAAAAGUGUUAAGAGCUGAAAAUGUAACCAAAGGACCCCUCGGAGAUCUGUUGGACACUCCGGAUCCAUAUGUGGAAUUGUUCAUCCCCACAUCUCCUGAAAGCAGGAAGAAGACAAGACAUAUAGACAAUGACAUCAAUCCAGAAUGGAAUGAGACCUUUGAAUUCAUCCUGGACCCAAACCAAGAAAAUGUCUUGGAGCUGACAUUAAUGGAUGCAAACUAUGUGGUGGAUGAAAUGCUGGGGACAGUCUCAUAUGCCAUCUCUAAACUCAAGGUUGGACAAACAGAACAGGUGUCAUUCCAUAUAGGAAAAAUGACCAAUGUGUACUGUCAGCUGUCUUUGGAGGACUCAGCAAUGGACCUUCGAUUCAAUCUGGAUCUGUGCAAGAAAGAAAAACUAUACAGACAACUCCGCCGUGACAGAGUCAUGCUCGGCAUCAAGAAAUUGCUACACAUGGAGAAACCUUCCUUUCUCCCAUCCUCUCCCCAUGAGGUUCCAGUGAUAGCUGUCCUGGGGUCAGGAGGAGGUUUCAGGGCGAUGGUUGGAUUCUCGGGAGUAAUGAAGGCUUUGUACGAAUCUGAAGUUCUGGACUGUGUAACAUAUACUGCUGGCCUUUCUGGAUCCACCUGGUACUUGUCUUCUCUGUACUCCCACCCAGAGUUCCCCGUAACGGGCCCUGACCAGAUCAACCCUGAGCUGAUGAAUCGUGUCAGCAGUAACCCUCUUAAACUACUUCUUCCCAACCACAUCACUAACUACGUCCAUGCCCUGUGGAGCAAGAAGGCCGCGGGGCAGCCUGUUACCUUCACAGAUAUCUUCGGGAUGUUGAUCGGCGAGACGCUUAUUCCUUCUAGGAUGGACACCAAGUUGAGUGAUUUGCAAGAGAAGAUAAAUGAAGCGCAGGCUCCUCUUCCCUUGUUCACUUGCCUGCAUGUUAAACCAGAUGUGUCUGAGCUUAAGUUUGCAGAUUGGGUGGAGUUCAGUCCAUAUGAAAUCGGAAUGGCUAAGUAUGGAACCUUUAUGACUCCUGACCUGUUUGGAUGCAAGUUUUUCAGGGGGAAUGUGGUGAAGAAGUACGAAGAGAACCCUCUUCACUUUCUGAUGGGUGUGUGGGGCAGUGCCUUCUCAAUCCUCUUCAACAGAGUUCUGGGAAUGAAUGAUGUGACAAAAGGAAGCACCAUGGAGGAAGAACUGGAGCAGAUCAAACCAGAACACAUCCUAGGAGAGGACUGUCUAGACAAUGAUGAAGACUCUCACAAAGAUGAUGAUUAUCAGUCCAGCUGGAUGCAGCGCAUGGUGAGCUCUUUCUUUAGCGACUCGGUUCUAUUCAAAACGCGAGAGGGAAGAGCGGGGAAAGUUCACAACUUCAUGCUCGGCUUAAACCUCAACAACGACAUGCCACUUUCCUCUUUCACUGAGACCCUUAGCCCUGUAGAGGAAGAGGUUGAUGCUGUGACAGACCCGUUUGAGUUUGAUCGCAUCUAUGAGCCGUUAGACGUGAAAAGCAGGAAGAUCCACGUGGUGGACAGUGGUUUGACCUUCAACCUCCCUUUUCCCUUGAUCCUGAGACCUCAAAGGGGUGUCGACCUCAUCAUCUCCUUUGACUUCUCAGCCCGACCCAGUGACUCCAGUCCUCCAUUUAAGGAGCUCCUGCUGGCCGAGAAAUGGGCACGAAUGAAUAAGCUUCCGUUUCCUAAGAUCGACCCUAGGGUGUUUGACCGGGAAGGACUGAAGGAGUGUUACGUCUUCAAGCCCAAAAAAGGAGAAAGGAACUGCCCUACCAUCAUCCAUUUUGUUUUGGUCAAUAUCGACUUCAGGACGUUCAAAGCUCCAGGAGUUCCACGUGAGACGGAUGAAGAGAGAAAAUUUGCAGACUUUGAUAUUUUUGAUGAUCCAGAGACGCCAUAUUCCACAUUCAACUUCCAGUAUUCAAACCAAGCCUUCACCCAGUUGCAUAAUCUUAUGGAAUUCAACACUCUUAACAAUAUAGAGGUCAUCAAAGAAGCAAUAAAGGACAGUGUUCUGUAUAGGAAGGAGAAUCCAUCUCGCUUCUCUGUCACGCUUCCUCUUAGUAAAGUUCAAAACAAAAAACUGAAGAACUUGACAAAGGAAUCCGGAGGACAAGCGUGCCAAUAGGGGGGUGGAUGUAUGAUGCGAUUCCAGCUACAGGAAGUUUACAGAUAACACCCCUCUCAUCAUGGAAAACACUUUUAACUGAAAAAUAACCAGAUGAUCUGGUUUGAUCCCUCAAAAAUGUUCCAUGUAGCCUUUUGAAGAUAAAGAGUACUCUGUCAAAUCUGUAACAGUUUUUAGCAGAUAAAUAGUCUAAUUGUUCUCAAUGAGUUGUGGUAACUGUAGGGUGUGUGUAAGGUGCCAACAUUCCAGAGUAGACAAAAUAUACAAAAUUAUUUUUUUAUAUAUACAUAAUAUCUUUUUAACUUGCUGAUAGAUGCUUGUGUGUCUUUUAUAAAUGAUUUCCCUCUUAAAAGAAUUGAAAUAGACUUGGAAAAUGUAUAUAUACCUUUUCUAUUAUAAUAAUGGCAACUCUUUACAUUGAGCUUCUGUUAAAUGAACACUUUUUAAUACAUUAGCUAACAUGAACUAACAAUGAACAAUAUUUAUAUAACAGGAUUUAUAUUUAUAUAACAGGAUCUUAGUCCAUGUUAAUUUUAACAUUUACAAAUAUUAUGUUUAAAAUCAAACAUUGUAAUUGUUUAUAUUGGUUAAUGCAUAAAUUAAUAUAAACAACUGUAUCGGCAUUAACCACCAUUAACAACAAAUAUUAUUAAGUGCUGAAAAACUAUAUUGCUCAUUGUUAGUUCAUGUUAAUGCAUUAACUAAUGUUAACAAAUCUUAACUUGUGAAGUGUUAACAUAUUAAUUAAAACACUGAAAGCCCCUUUGGGCUUUUGGCGGGUUUGUUAAAUGACAA